This is a messenger RNA of Callithrix jacchus (white-tufted-ear marmoset), 3839 nucleotides long. Lineage: Eukaryota; Metazoa; Chordata; Mammalia; Primates; Cebidae. The record is from RefSeq and is a predicted model, not a curated record.
AUCUUAUUUUCUGUUUAAUGAAAGAUCUUGUGAUUAUUUGAUCUUAAUUAAUGACAACAUUCAAAUAAAUUGUCAUAGACCUUUACAAAACCUUUUUUUUUUUUUUUGGGAUAGGGUCUCAUUCUGUCUCCUAGGCUGGAGUGCAGUGUUUUGAUUUCUGCUCACUGCACCCUCUGCCUCCUGGGUUCAAGUGAUUCUCCUGCCUCAGCCUCUCCAGUAGCUGGGAUUACAGGCACAUGUCACCAUACCUGGCUACUUUUUUUGUAUUUUUGGUAGAGACAAGGUUUCACCAUGUUGACCAGGCAAACUCCUGACCUCAAGUGAUCCACCCCCUUCAGUCUCUCCCAAAGUGCUGAGAUUAUAGGUAUGAGCCAUCGCACCUGGCCAAAACUUUUCUUGAAAUGUUCUUUUUUUUUUUUUUUGAGGCAGAGUUUUGCUCUUGUUACCCAGGCUGGAGUGCAAUGGCACGAUCUCGGCUCACCGCAACCUCCGCCUCCUAGGUUCAGGCAAUUCUCCUGCCUCAGCCUCCUGAGUAGCUGGGAUUACAGGCACGCAACACCAUGCCCAGCUAAUUUGUUGUAUUUUUAGUAGAGAUGGGGUUUCAACGUGUUGACCAGGAUGGUCUCAUCUGUUGACCUCGUGAUCCACCUGCCUCGGCCUCCCAAAGUGCUGGGAUUACAGGCUUGAGCCACCGCACCCGGCCUGAAAUGUUCAUUUUUAUAAGUUCAAAUUAUAAGGUAAGAUGGUUGUUUACUUGUUAAAUAUAUUUUUUCUUAUAAUAAUACAGUUGAUAUGGUUUGGCUGUGUCCCUACCCAAAACUCAUCUUGAAUUCCCAUGUAUUGUGGGAGGCACCCAGUGGGAGGUAAUUGAAUCAUGGGGGCAGGUCUUAUACUGUUCUCAUGUUAGUGAACAAGUUUCAUGAGAUCUGAUCUAUAAAGGGGAGUUUCCCUGUACAACUUCUCUUUCCUUGUCUGCCACCAUGUAAGAUGUGCCUUUCACCUUCCAUCAUGAUUGUGAGGCCUCCCCAGCCACGUGCAACUAUCAAGAUAUUUUGGAAGCUAUAUUGAUAGACAGCUGUAUCUUCCCAAGUACCACAAUACCAGAUCAUUUGAGCAGUCUUAUUAUUGUGAUGCUAUAUGAUUUCCAAGAUAGGAAAUUUCAAACUCGUGUCCCUUCUGAUAAUGAAGAGUCCAUAUCAGAAGUUCGAGAAGUAGAGAACCUUCUUAACAGUUUUAAGAUAAAAUUGGCUGCAGCAUUGGCAAGAUGUCGAAUCAAACAUGAUGCCCUUUCAAUUUAUCACAUCCUGCCAGAAACAGUUAGGAAACAGGAACUAAGGGCCUCCACUUUACCACUUUAUGCUUGGAUAAAUACUUGUAAAAUCAGCCCUGAAGAAGUUUAUAAUAAUUUGAAGAGAAGAGGCUAUCAUAAAGUCAAAUCUGUAUUGCAUAUUGAUGAUAAAGUCUUUGCGGUGGACCAACAUUGCUAUGAUGUCUUAAUUUUUCCAUCUCAUCUUAAAAACGAUCUUAUAAAUAUAGAUCUUUUCAAAGAUUACAAACUUAUUUUUCAGGACAAAUCUCGAAGUCUUGCUGUCCAUUCUGUAAAGGCUUUAUUAAAUAUGGAUGAUGAUAUCUUAAUGGUCAAUACAGGUUCGUGGUACACAGUUGCCCAUAUGUCAGUUUUAACAAAUAAUAAUACCUCAAAAGUAUUUGUGUGUGGAGUGCAAUCACAAGCUAAGGAUCCUGACUUGAAGACCCUUUUCACAAAAAUGGGAUGUAAAAAUAUUGAAAUACUUCAUGAGCUAUUUAUUAACAUUGAAUCAAAGGAUCACAGGUUACAGAAAAUUAAAGUGAUUUUGCUGCUACCUCGUUGUUCAGGACUGGGUGUUAGUAAUCCAGUAGAAUUUAUCUUAAAUGAACAUGAAGAUACAGAAUUCCUUAAAGAUCACUCUCAAGGAGGCAUAUCAGAGGACAAACUUCACAUUCUUGCUCAACAGCAGUAUGAACAGCUAACACAUGCAAUGAAAUUUACUAAAGCUCAAGCAGUUGUUUACUGCACAUGUUCAGUUUAUCCAGAAGAAAAUGAAGCUGUUGUUAAGAAAGCACUGGAAUUUCAAGACCUUGGGAAUAAAGUACAACCUUAUAGGCUCAGCCCUCCCGUUCUUCCACUGUGCUCCUUAAAGGAAAUUCAACUGUCUACUGAUAAAUUUUUCAGAAUGGAACCAUCUGAAAUUACCAAUGGUUGUUUUAUUUCUAUUUUAACAAGGGAGCGGGACCCUUCUGAGACAGUGUCUGUGAAAGAUGUUUUGGCCCGAGCUGCAGCCAAGGGUUUGCUGGAGGGGAUUGAGCUGGGUAAAUCAUCAAAACGGGAGAAGAAGAAGAAAAAAUCAAAAACAUCAUUGACAAAAGCUGCCACUACUGAUAACGGCAUCCAAAUGAAAAUUGCAGAGUUCCUGAAUCGAGAAACUAAAGCCAGUGCUAAUCUAUCAGAGACUUUAACAAAACCACCUCUUCCCCAGAAGAAUACUGCUCAAGUGGGGGCUUCCUCACAGACCAGAAAACCCAACAAGUUGGCCCCCCAUCCUACAGUGCCUACAUUUAUGAAGAGCACAUGUUCCUCUAGACCAUGUGAACGGCAGGCACGCUUCAUGAGACCUCGGCCAGAAGACAGAAUGGUUGCUUUGAAACCCAUCGAGAUUGUUCUGCCUCCAGUAUUUAUGCCAUUUUCAAGUCCUCAAGGGAUCAGAUCUCAGAUGCCAACUCAACAUUUUUACUGUCGUUGGGUCGCACCCAAGGCACUUGUGCCCACCUGCCUCCCCACACCCUCACUAGCCAGGAAAGGGGAGAAGCCUAAAGACGACACACCUUCCCCCCUACUCAGGUGUUCGCGGCCGUGGCUUUGAUAGUCUUGUGUUUUUUUAUAUGGGCCAAAGAGCAGUUGAUUUUUUUUUUCAAAGUCUAGUAUUUUGAAGGUUCCACAUCUCUACACAAAGUACUUAUUCUUUUGGUCACUUAGGGAUCUUCUAAGUGUGAUAUUACUUUCAGAUAAUUCAGACAAGUGAGAAACAGUAAUGUAGGAGUCAGCGAAGCAGAUUUCAGAGACUUCAACAGAUCAGUGCUGCUCUGUUUGAGAAGAUCCAGUGAGAGCUUUAGUGUCAGCUGUCAGAACUUGUCUCACUCCUGUGAACUUGCAGGCUGGACUUAAAGCUGCAAGUUUCUCCUGCAGGAAAGGAAACACUGGUUGCCUUAGCAGGCAGCUCAUUAGCUGAAAGGCAAACCAUCCCGGCAUCUCCACCAGCUGAGACUGCUCUUCAGCAUCCACGCAAUUGUAGUCGCGACUUUCUCAAUCACGAUCAACGGUGAUUUUUUCUUAAAUAUCAAGCUGUUCUUUGAACAGGGAAUGACAUGAGUUUUUGUAACGUGACUGAGGUUAAGUAGGAAGCGCAGGAAAUUCCUACGUGCCAGGUGUGUGUAGCUCAGGGGUCCUUUCACAGUGAGGUGUCUCUCAUUGGGGAAGCUUCCAGGAUCCUGAAUAGACUGGACACAAUCAUCUCUCCUUCCUAUCUUUUAUGCCAAGCACUGUUAUAAAAAAGACUGUGAGUAAAUUUCCAUCUAAAUAUUAAUAAUUCAGAAGAAGAGGCAAAACUGUUGAAUCCAAGCGAUACCUAUUGUUGAAGAAACCUGUAAAUUUCUGAUUCUAUUCAAAGAUCAGGCAACGCAACAAAAUCUACAAGUCAUUUCAAAUAGCACACAGGAAUCAAACUUUGGUAAAUCAUUUCUGAUGCAUAAUUAAAAUAUAUUGUAGCACUAUGUUAAUUAUAUUAAAUUUCAUCUUGAAUGUA